Saccostrea cuccullata (small rock oyster) is the source of this 1406-nucleotide messenger RNA. RefSeq names its product cysteine and histidine-rich domain-containing protein 1-like. The transcript is spliced from 9 exons. Lineage: Eukaryota; Metazoa; Mollusca; Bivalvia; Ostreida; Ostreidae. The record is from RefSeq and is a predicted model, not a curated record. Bases 93 to 1067 code for a protein of 324 amino acids.
CGAUACUGGUUUUAUCGGCAAGAAGAAAUUUCCAGAAUUGAGGAGAAAAAUUAUUUGCCAGGGAGUAAACGAGUUAUCGUUAAGUUUUCAAAAUGACUGAGCUUAUCCACUGCUACAACAAAGGGUGUGGUCAAAAGUUUGAUCCAACUAGCAACGAAGACGAUAGUUGUACUUAUCACCCUGGACAACCUGUGUUCCACGAUGCACUGAAGGGCUGGUCCUGUUGCAAGAAACGCAGUACAGAUUUUACAGAAUUCCUCAAUACACCGGGUUGCUCAAAAGGAAAACAUAGUAAUGUUAAACCUCCAGAACCAGUCAAAGAGGAGAAAAACAACAAAGAUGAGGUCAUUGAAGUUAAGAUGCCAGAGCCUAAGAAGCCUCGGGACCCCUCAGCUAGACCCUCCUCAGAUGAACCUCUGGUCCCCCUCAGUGUAAAUGUCACAUCCUCCCUAAAACAGGCCCUGGAAAAAUACAUGGAAAAUGUCAAUCAACAAACAACAGAGGAUAAAACUGACUCAACAGAAGUGAAAGUUGGCACAUCAUGUAAAAACAAUGGAUGCAAGGCAUGUUAUGAAGGAGAAAAUAGUAACACAGAGAGAUGUUUAUAUCAUCCAGGUUUUCCAGUGUUUCAUGAGGGCAUGAAGUUUUGGUCUUGCUGCAACAGAAAAACGUCAGAAUUUGACCAGUUUUUAGCUCAGGAAGGCUGUGAAACGGGAACGCAUUUAUGGAUCAAACCAGAGGUGGAAGGAGAGAAGAAGUCCUGUCGGUUUGACUGGCAUCAGACUCCCUCCACUGUCUCUCUGUCUGUCUUUGCCAAAGUUGCUGUUCCUGAGAAAUGUUCAAUAACUGUCAACAGGGUGCGCUGUGUCAUCAAAAUCAUAUUUGAAGGAGGAAAGAGUCUCUUUGAAAGAGAUAUAAUACUGAGAGAAGAAAUAAUUCCAGAGAAAAGCACAGUGAAAAUGAUUGGAACAAAAGUAGAAAUAAAUUUAAAGAAGGCAGAAGCGUUCAGCUGGCCAACUCUUGAAUUUCCCGAUAAUGCUCCAGAGAAAAAAGAAUCUCAAAGUUGAGAUCAAACUAAACAGUUAACAGCUAGGAGAUGAGCAAUAAACAACAGACAUUGUGAUAACAGAGCAUUUAUAAAUUAAAAAUAAAAACUGCUCUAAUAAUGCAAGGAUUAUUUAUUUUUAAUGUGAAUUAUUGGGGUCAAUUCACUGAUCUUGUUACAGUGGCUCAUUUUUUUGAAUAAUAGGGUCUUAUAUUAAUCCUACGAAGAGUUGUAUUUUCUCCCCUACAAAACUGUACCUGGCUUAUGUGUCAUGAAUCCAAGGUACGAAUUAUUACAUAAACUCCUAAAUCUGAUAAAAUACAUAAUGUCAGUGUUAUUUACUAAACUUAUGACAGUGCAU